AGAGAGGACGCAACGAUACUAUAGAAUUUGAAAAUGUCCCUUUGUCUCACACACACGUGAAAAACAAGAAACGACGAAUCAACGAAUCUAAAUCGUGAGAUUUGUAAUCACAUUUUCGGGCGGGAUGAUUGAAAGUUUGUUUUCGUGGGCCAGAGACCACUGUUGAAAUAAAUCUGCAUAGUAUGUUUUAUGGCUACUUUUAUGAUACGAUCAUUAAAACAUUUGAGCAAUAAUAUAAUUUUAACCAUCGCUAAAGAAAAGAAAACUGAUAUGGAGCGACCAUCGAGGAAGACAAAGCUUGUAAAUUAUUCAGAUUUCCAGGACUUGGCUGAUGAUGAUGAUUUUGCCUCUGUGAAAGCACCACCCAGCAAAAAAGCCAAGGAGAGUGUGAAAGAGCCAGCGCAGGAGAAGAGCAAGAAAUCUUCAAACAAGGCCUCCAGUCAAGAGACUAGCUCACAACCCAUAGGCCACAAGAACAGGAAACCAUUGGAUGAGAAGCUGUAUGACAGAGAUUUGGAAGCAGCUCUUACUCUGUCGUUGCUUAAAACCACCGAGAUAAAUGAGGAAAAAUGUUCUUAUAAUCCAGAAAAAUAUGUCAAGAAUCAACCACAAAGAGAUGGUGAAAAUCUGGAUCCAUCAUUACGCCUUUCCAACUCCAGUGUGGACAUCAACCUUUUAGGCCUUGACCAGAUCACGAAUGAUCGGGGAUCCCCUUGCACCCCCUCCAGACAGAGGAAGGCAGCUUCCAAGGCUACAGAGCAGCAAAGGAGCAUGCUGAAGGAUGACGAUGAGGACUACAAUCCCAAAGGGACACCAGAUUCAGAGAGUGAUGUUGAUUUCAGUGAUCCAGCUGAAAGUGAUGAUGAUGAGUUCACAGUAAAGAAACCAAAGAAAAAGAAGACAGAAGAGAAGACAGCCAAGAAGGAGCAACCAAAAGCUAAACAGCCUUCAAAACCAUCAAAAACCAAACCACAUUUGACAGGGACUCCCAGUCUAAAAACUCCCACCUUAGGUAGAAGUCCAACUGCCAAGCCAGCCUCCGUGCCCAAGAGGUCUCCUGGCACUUCUCCUGUCUCCAGACCUGCAGUCUCUGGCAGUCCAGUGGGGGGCAGAAUACCCAAGUGGAAUCCUCCAGGUCACGUUGGAAGAAGUCCCGGCUCAUCACAGAGUGCCCCAGUGAAGUCUCCAGGGCAGGGUCUAAGACUUGGACUGUCUCGCAUGGUGCGGGUCAAACCCCUUCACCCCAGUGUUGCUAGUCACUGACCCCACCUAUCUAUUAGAGGGGCUCUGUAAUUGACAAUUCACUUUCAGGAUUUCUUUUGUAAUCCUCUAGAUCUGUCUAUUUUAUAAGAGGCAUUAAAAUUGUACUGUAAAUUA
Molecule: messenger RNA, 1377 nt
Organism: Oncorhynchus tshawytscha (Chinook salmon)
Lineage: Eukaryota; Metazoa; Chordata; Actinopteri; Salmoniformes; Salmonidae
Product: RAD51-associated protein 1
Exons: 9
Coding region: 190-1263 (357 amino acids)
Biological process (GO): interstrand cross-link repair; double-strand break repair via homologous recombination
Molecular function (GO): double-stranded DNA binding; single-stranded DNA binding
Source: RefSeq, a predicted model, not a curated record